This is a messenger RNA of Mucor mucedo, 1022 nucleotides long. RefSeq lists its product as uncharacterized. Lineage: Eukaryota; Fungi; Mucoromycota; Mucoromycetes; Mucorales; Mucoraceae. The transcript has 3 exons. The coding region runs from base 27 to 1022 and encodes 331 amino acids. The record is from RefSeq and is a predicted model, not a curated record.
ACAACAACAAUAACUACUAAACCAAUAUGAGACUUUUCAUCGCUGCUACCACUGUCCUUUCUUUGAUUGGUGCCUCUCAAGCUCUUCCUGCUGCUUCAAACUCUUGUCAAGAAACCCACCAAGUCGCCACCGGUGAGACUUGUAAGUCAAUUGCCUUGAAGUACAAUCAUUCUCAAAGUGAUAUCCAACAAUGGACUAAGAAGUCCAACACUUCUUUCGACUGUGAGAGUAUCAAGGUUGGCGACUCUAUUUGCGUUAAGUACGGUACUGUUGACAAGCGUGGCGAGAAGAACGAGGAGCCCAAGCCUAAGCAUACCACUUCUGUCAAGCCCAAGCCCAAGCAUACUACUACUGUAAAGAAGCCUGUCCCUGCUCCUUCUCCUAAGGCUGUCAACAAGGACAAGCGUGGUGAGAAGAAAGAGGAGCCUAAGCCUAAGCAUACCACUUCCGUCAAGCCCAAGCCCAAGCAUACCACUUCUGUCAAGCCCAAGCCCAAGCAUACCACUACUGUAAAGAAGCCUGUCCCUGCCCCUUCUCCUAAGGCUGUUAACAAAGACAAGCGUAGUGAGAAAAACGAAGAACCCAAGCCUAAGCAUACCACUUCUGUCAAGCCUAAGCCCAAGCAUACUACUACUGUAAAGAAGCCUGUCCCUGCCCCUUCUCCUAAGGCUGUUAACAAGGACAAGCGUGGUGAGAAAAACGAAGAACCCAAGCCUAAGCAUACCACUUCUGUCAAGCCUAAGCCUAAGCAUACCACUUCUGUCAAGCCCAAGCCUAAGCAUACUACCACUGUGAAAAAGCCUGUCCCUGCCCCUUCUCCCGCUGCUCAAGAGCACAAAGAUCUUAACAAGCGUGCUGAAGAAGCCAAAGACAACAAGAAGGAAGCUGCUAAGAAGCAUACUACUACCAAGAAGACUGUUCCCAAGAAGACUACUAAGAAGCCCGCCUCCAAGAAGAAGACUACCAAGAAAGUUGUUCCUAAGAAGCACACCACCGCUAAGAAGGCCGAGCACAAGAACUAA